UUCUUCAUCAAGAAUGGAUCUCUCAAUACUAUUUUCCUCUCUACUUCUCUCUUGUGUCCUGUUUGCUAGCUCUACCGACGCAAAGUACAAUGCGGUAUUUAGCUUCGGCGACUCGUUCGCAGACACAGGAAACUUCGUCAUCCUUGAAAGUCAGUUGUUACCGGUUAUUCCUAUCGACCUACCUCCAUAUGGAAUGACUUUCUUUGGCCACCCUACCGGUCGAUGCUCUAAUGGCCGUCUAAUCAUAGAUUUCAUAUGUGAGUCUUUAGGGCUUCCUUUUCUUCCACCAUCCUUAUCACAUAACGAAAGCUUCACUAAAGGCGCGAACUUUGCCGUCGUCGGCGCAACGGCACUCGACCUCGCCUUUUUCCAGGAGAACAACAUCACCGGUAUUCCUCCGAUCGACAGCUCCUUGAGCGUCCAGCUCGGGUGGUUCGAUGCACUGAAGCCGUCGCUCUGCAAAACGACCCGAAAGUGCAAGAACUACAUGAAGAAGUCUCUCUUCUUUGUGGGGGAGUUUGGAGGAAAUGAUUACAACUUUCUACUAACAUCAGGGAAAACAUUAGACCAAGUAAUUGAAACCUACGUGCCCAAAGUCAUUGAUGUCGUUUACAAAGCUGUUGAGAAACUGAUCGGUGAGGGUGCGGCAACGGUGGUGGUGCCGGGGAACGUACCAACGGGGUGCAUACCAGCAAUCCUGACACUGUUUGCGAGCCCGAACAAGACCGACUACGACCCGCAAACGGGCUGCCUCAAGAAGUUUAACGAGUUAGGAAAGCACCACAACUUGCUACUGCUGAAAGCAGUGGAGCAGCUCCGAAAAAAGUACCUGUACGCACGGAUUAUUUAUGCAGAUUACUACGCCCCGGUCAUUGAAUUUGCCUCCAAGCCCACACAAUUCGGAUUUAGCAAUGGGGCAAUUAAAGCUUGUUGUGGAGGAGGUGGACCUUACAAUUACAAUGUAAGUGCAGUGUGUGGCUUACCUGGUGUAUCCGCAUGUAAAGAUCCAUCAACUUAUGCAAACUGGGACGGAAUCCACUUAACUGAAGCUUCAUACAGCCGCAUUGCUACUGGUUGGCUCAAGGGACCCUAUGCCCAUCCACCAAUACAAAAUUUGAGUUACUAAUUAUUAAGAGCCUGUUUGAACAUUGGAAUAAGUUAUCUGGUGAUAACAAGUAUAUAUAUUAUCAGAAUGUCUUUUUGUGAACGUCGUCGAUGAGUGUGCUUUUUCUUUUUUUAACAAGGACUUGGUAUUAGAAUAAUUCAUUUUACCAAUCAAGGUAAUUAUAUUGUUAAUGAAAAAUAAUAAAAAUUUUGAGUCAGUGUAGUAUGUCUUUGUUAAA
Molecule: messenger RNA, 1343 nt
Organism: Ananas comosus (pineapple)
Lineage: Eukaryota; Viridiplantae; Streptophyta; Magnoliopsida; Poales; Bromeliaceae
Product: GDSL esterase/lipase At5g45910-like
Exons: 5
Coding region: 14-1126 (370 amino acids)
Molecular function (GO): hydrolase activity, acting on ester bonds
Source: RefSeq, a predicted model, not a curated record